Messenger RNA from Rhopalosiphum maidis (corn leaf aphid), 1029 nucleotides. RefSeq names its product general transcription factor IIF subunit 2 (gene TfIIFbeta). Gene Ontology annotation, biological process: transcription by RNA polymerase II; transcription initiation at RNA polymerase II promoter. The coding region runs from base 163 to 933 and encodes 256 amino acids. NCBI's taxonomy places the organism in Eukaryota, Metazoa, Arthropoda, Insecta, Hemiptera, Aphididae. Gene Ontology annotation, cellular component: transcription factor TFIIF complex. The record is from RefSeq and is a predicted model, not a curated record. The transcript is spliced from 3 exons.
GAAAUCUUUCUGUGAUAACGUUUUUUAAAGUUGUGUUCUGUGUAGUUUAAUAAGUUAUCAAAAAUCUCAUUCAAUUUAUCUUAAUAUAUUAAACGGAUAAACUAUUAGAAAAUAUAUUUUGUAUUUUUAAACUUUUACAUUUUUACAGUAUUAUAAUUAAAGAUGAGUAGUGGAUCUUUGGAUAUGUCAAAGGCAGGAAAUGCUUUAUGGCUUGUUAAAGUACCUAAAUACGUCGCAGAUAAAUGGGAUAAUGCCCCGGGUAGCUUAGAUGUGGGUAAAAUUAAGGUAACAAAUACACCAGGAAAAAGACCAGAUAUUUCACUUCAUCUGUCCGAAGCCGUUUUAUGCUUGGAGGGUGAAAAGAACAAUGAGCCAAUACCCAAAUCAUUCAAAUUAGAUGUGUCACAUUUUACUAGCCAAACAAUGGUUGCAUUAUCUGAACAAAGAAUGCCUUAUAAUCCAGAUGCAGUUGUGCAAGAAACAGAUAGGUUAGCUAUACUAGGAAAAAUAAGUCAGAAACUAGAAUGUCGGCCUAUUGGAGAUAAGGUUUAUAUGGAUUUAAAAAAACAAGCUAUACGAAAAGCACAUAUUCCAACCAGACAAGUUCAAAAGUUAGACAAAGUAGUUCAAAAUUUCAAGCCAAUAUCAGAUCAUAAACAUAAUAUUGAAUAUAAUGAAAAGAAGAAAUCUGAAGGCAAAAAGGCACGUGAUGAUAAAGAUGCUGUCAUGGCUAUGUUGUUUAAGGCAUUUGAGAAACAUCAAUAUUAUAACAUCAAAGAUUUAGUUACAUUGACUAAACAACCAGUAGUAUAUUUAAAAGAAAUCCUAAAAGAAGUUUGUAAUUAUAAUCUCAAACAUCCACAUAAAAAUAUGUGGGAGUUAAAACCUGAAUACAGACAUUACAAAGAACAAGAAGACACAGAGACAAAUUAGUAAUAAUUAUUGUAAUUUAUAUUUAACAUGACUAUGAAUAUUAUAACUGCAUAUUUUGAAUUUUGUGAGAUAUGAAUUAUGAUAGAUUCAAAAUUA